Messenger RNA from Canariomyces notabilis, 2427 nucleotides. RefSeq lists its product as uncharacterized. Gene Ontology annotation, cellular component: MutLalpha complex. The transcript has 2 exons. Gene Ontology annotation, molecular function: ATP binding; mismatched DNA binding; ATP-dependent DNA damage sensor activity. Gene Ontology annotation, biological process: mismatch repair. The record is from RefSeq and is a predicted model, not a curated record. NCBI's taxonomy places the organism in Eukaryota, Fungi, Ascomycota, Sordariomycetes, Sordariales, Chaetomiaceae. Bases 1 to 2427 code for a protein of 808 amino acids.
AUGCCAAUCUCCGCCCUGCCUCAAGAUACAAUCCGCCGAAUAGGGGCAACCCUUGCUAUCACUAGCCCCGUUGCCCUACUCAAAGAGCUCCUUGACAACGCCAUUGACUCGGGUGCCACUUCCAUUGAUGUUAUCGUCUCGUCGAACACGGUUGACAGGGUCGAGGUCAGAGAUAAUGGCCAUGGAAUUCACCCAGAUGACUUCGACUCCCUUGGUCGUCCAGGACACACUAGCAAACUCCGGUCCUUCGACGAACUUGACACACUUGGAGGAAGCAGCCUUGGGUUCCGCGGCGUGGUGCUGGCGAGUGCGAGUGCCGUUUCGAAUGUGUCCCUGACCACAAGAGUGUCGACCGAACCCGUUGCGACGGUGAUGUCACUUGCCAAGGGAGGAGGGAUCAGCGCACAACGACACUCACCUGCUCCAGUCGGCACCACGGUCUGUGCUACUGGCUUGUUCGCUCAUCUGCCCGUCAGGCUAGAAGCUACCGUCAAAGAAGCUCCCAGGCAUCUCACCAAGAUGAAGGAACUUCUGUAUUCAUACGCACUUGCGAGGCACCGGAUCAGGCUGCGAUUCGUGGUACCGAAAACCCCGACCCUUUCGUGGUCUUACGCUCCUGCUGCCCAUGGUGGCGUCAGAGAAGCGGCCAUGCAGCUCUUCGGCACUGAGCUUGCAUCCCAGUGCAUAUUUGAAAUAAGUCCAAGCAGGAGCCCCGAGGCCCCCUCAUCGAAUCGUCUGAAUGGCCUCGAUGCCUCCACCAACCGGGAGACAGGUCCGGUUUUUGAAGCCCUUCUACCAAAACCAAGCGCUGAUGUCCGGAAGAUUGGAAGAGGGGCCUUUAUCUCUGUUGAUUCGCGACCAAUCUCUUCAGUUCGAGGGACGGCCAAGAAACUCUAUGCGCUCUUCAAGGAGCGCAUCUCGGCUCACUUCUCCCAGGCUCACUCAAGUGAUGUACCCAAAAACCCAUUUCUUAGCCUGAACAUUCGGUGUCCGUCAAGGUAUUACGAUGUGAACAUAGAGGCAUUAAAGGAUGAUUUUCUUUUCAAGGAUGAACAACAAGUCCUGGACCAGUUUCUGUCUUUUAUCUCUCUCAUUUACUCUACUGCUGAGGUCGAUUGCUCAGCCCAGUUGGCUGCUGAGGCAACAAAUGAUGUUAUGCCGAUUGGUGUCUCCUCGGAGGCCCGCGAGCACGGUUUGACCCCCCAGCUUACUCCUCCAUCAUGGCGCGUCGACAUGUCCGCUGGACUUGACCAUUUGAGUGAGGACGACAAUGACAUUGAGCAUUCCUCACCGCCGGCCAGCGAUCUGAGGGCCUCUGAGAAUAACUUGGUCAUUGACGAGGAUGAUAUGGCCGAAGGUGACGAUGCCAGACGACAUUCGAAGGAGGGCUUGAAUCCGUGGUCUAUCGCUAAAUUGGUCAGCCAUCAUCAGCGACGUGAACCACUCCCUAGCGACACUUCGCAGAACCAUCGGCGAGAGGUUCAAUCUCCGCCUCGCGACACCGCUAGUCCCGGGCCUGGUGAGGGAUUGGCGCCAAUCUGGCAGACUAGACACCCCCUAGACCAUCGAGUCCGGAAUCCUCCUUCGUUGAAUAAUCAUGACAAUUUCCAGAGCGGUACUGUGAAUCGUAUAUCCUCUCAAAGGGCAGCAGCUUCGUCGAUACGGCCUAGGAGACGCCAAGAUGGGCAUGGUCACCGCAUUGGACUCCAGAGCCCGCCCUCCUCAUCUCCUCACGGAAUGGAUUUAGAAGACGCAUUUGCUAGGGAACGACCUGCUCGGUCCCGCAACGCAGCUGGAUCGAGCCGACUGGUCCAGGCCAGAAUAUCAUUUGAUAGGGGGACCAAACGCCCACGCAGCCAUAACAAUACCGAUUCAGAGCCCCAAGUGUUUCCCAACUCCUCUAGCCUUGAUACGCAGGCAAGAAUUUCAGGAGCAAGACGACGUGUGAGUGCCGAGCACGCUCGUGAUGCAAUGGCCGAUCGCGACCUGAGACAAAUAGUACUGCAAGAAUCAGCGACUCCCCGACACAUACCACACGUCGCUGCCGAUGCAGCUGAGGGUGAAGGAGGUGUUGAUCACAUAGGCGGACAGAGCGAGACAACAUCACAACUCAAUCCGCUAGCCCAAGAUGCGAGAAUACAGCUCAUCAAACAUCAAUGCCUCAUGGCGUCGAACCCGCAAAAGAGGCUCAAACGCCUGAAGACGGAGCAGCUGCCGCUCGAGACCAUCCCGCGCGACUUCAUAACAGUCACUUUGCAGAUAACGAUAACGACCAAUUCUUGCGAGCUGACGCAAUCAAGUAUCCGUGCGACUCGCUACGACGCUUAUCCGAUCACCGGGAAACUAGGAGGCGGGUUUGAAGAUGGCAUCGGCCCCGAGGAAGCAGCCGAGCUGGUCCGACCUCUCCUGGAGCGUCCCGACCGCUGA